AGUGAGCAGUCACCACUCGUUUCUAUGGCGGAAGGCUGAACACGCAGCCACACAUGCACCGUUACCAUCUCCUAUGACCACUGUAUGUUGGUUGGCAUAGCCAGCUUCACGAUUCAACAAUCAUCCGAUCCUUUGCUUCAUCCAUGGCCACAUCAUCAACAACAACCGCGUCUCUUGCCUUUCCCAAACCUCUUCUACCUUCUUCUUCUCACGCCACAUCUAAUUUGUUCUUCCAACUGCGAACACAAAAGUACCAGAACAACCACAGAAGCAAAUCUGAAAUGAAGGCUCAAGUCCGUAAGGAAGAUGUUGUUAUCGUGGGUGCUGGCAUUGCUGGCCUUGCAACUGCUGUCUCCCUUCACAGGCUUGGAGUUAAGUCCCUCGUUCUUGAGCAGGCUGACUCGCUUCGAACCGGUGGCACUUCCCUCACCCUCUUCAAGAACGGCUGGAGGGUACUCGAUGCUAUUGGAAUCGCUCAUUAUCUCAGACCUCACUUCUUGGAAAUUCAAGGGAUGGUGGUGAAGUCUGAGGAUGGCAGAGAACUACGUUCCUUCACUUUCAAACAAGAGGAUCAAAGCCAAGAGGUGCGAGCUGUGGAAAGGCGAGUACUUUUGGAAACCUUAGCUGCCCAGCUCCCCCAGGAUGUGAUUCAGUUUUCUUCAAAGCUAGCAAGGAUUGAAUCAAAUCCAGACGGGGAAACCUUGUUGGAACUUGCAGAUGGGUCUAAGCUUCUUGCAAAGAUUUUGAUAGGUUGUGAUGGGAUUCGAUCACCAAUAGCAAAGUGGAUGGGGUUUUCUGAGGCAAAUUAUGUUGGUCAUUGUGCUUUCCGUGGACUUGCUUCUUAUUCAGAAGGACAGCCUUAUGGACCAAGAGUAAAUUAUAUCUAUGGUAGAGGGGUGCGUGCAGGAUAUGUUCCUGUUUCUCCAACAAAAGUUUACUGGUUCAUCUGCUUUAACAGUUCAUCCCCAGGUCCAAAAAUAACUAAUCCAACUGUUCUUAAGAAGGAAGCUAAAGAACUAGUCAAGAAUUGGCCUUCGGAGCUUUUGGACAUAGUGGAUGCUACAGCCGACGAGACUGUCAGCAAGACUCCGCUGGUAGAUCGGUGGCUUUGGCCGGCCGUAAGUCCACCUGCUUCUGCUGGUAAAGUGGUGCUGGUCGGAGAUGCUUGGCAUCCGAUGACUCCGAAUCUGGGGCAAGGAGCAUGUUGUGCACUUGAGGAUGCUGUGGUUCUUGCUAAGAAGCUUGCAGGGGCCAUCAAGUCUAAUGAGGACCACUCAUCAGUUGAAGAAGCUUUGAGGUCAUAUGGCAGUGAAAGAUGGCCCCGAGUGUUUCCACUCACUGUUCGUGCAUACUUUGUGGGUUCCAUAUUGCAGUGGGAGAAUCCAUUGGUGUGUUCUGUUAGGAACAACAUUGUCAUACCUAAGUUAGUAAGGCUUGGACCAUUGUUGGAGCAUACAAAUUUUACUCCUGAGAGUCUAUGA
Arachis stenosperma is the source of this 1481-nucleotide messenger RNA. RefSeq names its product monooxygenase 3-like. The transcript has 5 exons. The record is from RefSeq and is a predicted model, not a curated record. The coding region runs from base 144 to 1481 and encodes 445 amino acids. Gene Ontology annotation, molecular function: FAD binding. NCBI's taxonomy places the organism in Eukaryota, Viridiplantae, Streptophyta, Magnoliopsida, Fabales, Fabaceae.